AUGUUCUUCGAUCAGUUCAACGUCAGCUCCAUCGCGCCGCUCCUCCCGUCCUUCGCCAAACUUUUCCACCUGCCCGAAACCUCCUCAACCCUUCUCCUCGCGGGCCGGUCCACAGCCGCCAUUCUCUUCGCGCUGCCCGCCUGCCCGCUGCUCUCCUGCGUCACCGCGUUUUGCGGGCUAACGGUGACUUUGCUGCUCUACGCCGCGACACUCGUGCUGCUCGCGUAUCCCGCGGGCCCGCUAUGGUUGGCUGGAGCGCUCAUGCUACAAGGGAUUUGCACGCAGCUAGUGCGCGCAGGCGCGCUUUCCUUCGCCACGCACGCGCACAGCCCUUCCGAGCUCCCUUCUCCUUCCCCUUCCGCUUCCGCUUCGGCUUCCGCUUCCGCUUCCGCUUCCGCUUCCGCCGCCUCCGCAGAGAAGCUUCCGCAGGUGCUUCCGGGGGAAGAUGGCGCACUCUCCCCGCAUCCCUCCGACCUCGUUCCCGCGCUAGCCGCCGCGCCCAACACAACAGGCGGAAAACCGGAAUCCGCCACGUCAGCAUCAUCCCCCCAGCAGGGAAAAUCCGGCGCCGCCAGCGCCGCCGCCACCGAAGCGCCAAAGACCGCGGCGGCCGCAUUAGGCGGGCGGGAGCUGCUGUUCGGCGCGGUCGCGAUGCUGUUCGCGUGGGCGGCGGUGGGCUCAGUCGCUGGCCCCGUUACAAUGACGUUCCUCUUCCAGUUCGGGUCGCCGUCCGUCCCGUUCCUCUUCUCCCUCGGGAUUGACGCGGCGCUGCUGUUCCUCCUCCUCUUCGUCCUCCCCUGCUGCUGCGGCGACCGGCGCCGCAAUAAAGUCGCUGACGUGGAAAGUGUAGCUUCUGCUGUAGCUGCUGCGAAGGCGAAUGGCGGUUCGGGAGGAGCUUAUAUCGGGUACGGCGGAGAUCGGGACAAUAUCGAGUACAAUGGUGCUAUAGGAGGGGGUAAUAUACCGGAAGUGCCAUUAACGGAUAGCUUGCCGACGUGGCAGCUACAGGUGUCGGAGCAAGAACGCCCCGUCGUGUACCGAGGCGCUCCCAUCUUCGCCAUUCCUUCCAGAAGCUCCUCCCUCACACGCUCCACGUCAGCACGGUCCUCAUCCAGGUCAGCAGCGGCGGACGUGCCCCUUUCUCCCCUAGGAUCCGCGGAAAGAGGGCAUGUGGAAAUCGGGGCGCUGGACAAGCGGGCGGCAACUGGGGAAGGCUCAUCUGACGUGGCGCUUGCAGUGGGGAUGUUCAAUUUGGCGUAUACUGCAGGGUAUGCUUCAGGACCGCUGCUGUCGGCGUUGCUGGGGCCGCCAGGGCCGCUUGCUGCUGCUGGCGCUGCUGGGUGUGUGCUUGAAGGCGUGGCAGAAAAUGGCUGUGAUGUCUGGUGCGUUCCUGCUGCUGCUGCCGUUCCUCUGCUGCAUGCUACAGUGAACACUCAUUCCCACACCCACCUGCAGCAUACAUGCAGCGCUGUUGCUGCUGUAUGCUUCAGGGCUGCUGCUAUUGGCAUUUCUGGGUGUGUGGCUCAACGCAUGGCAGAAAAUGGCUGUGGUGUCGGGUACUCAGAAGUCUCUCGUCUCGUCUCCACAACCUCCUCACUCACAGUACCACCCGCCUACAGACUAAGACCCACGGUCCUCCCAUCCUUUCGCCUCAGCCCAGCCACGUAUUGUCGCUCCAGCUGCUCCUGUAGCUCCCUCUGUUUUUCCUCCGACAUCACCACCCCCACUGGUGCAUCUGCUGCUGCUGCUGCUGCCGUGGCUGCAGCUGCCUUUGCUCCCUUCAACCCCUGCACGGCACGCCAGGGCACAGGGAUGCAUGGCGAAGGUAAGAAAAAAAGGGGAUGGGCAGGCAGGGAGGUAGCAUACGGAAGAUUGGAUAAGUCUGUGCAAUCUGCAGCAGCUGCUGGCAUGGCUGGUGCUGCCUUCGCUCCUUUCAACCCCUGCACACCACCGCGACUCACGAGGCACAUGGGACGUGUGGAGGAGGGAAGAGCAAAGGUGAGUCAGGGAGGGGGAGGCUAG
Closterium sp. Naga37s-1 is the source of this 2022-nucleotide messenger RNA. Lineage: Eukaryota; Viridiplantae; Streptophyta; Zygnematophyceae; Desmidiales; Closteriaceae. The record is from the annotation of a GenBank genome assembly.